This is a messenger RNA of Mangifera indica (mango), 2313 nucleotides long. RefSeq names its product heterogeneous nuclear ribonucleoprotein 1-like. The transcript is spliced from 4 exons. Lineage: Eukaryota; Viridiplantae; Streptophyta; Magnoliopsida; Sapindales; Anacardiaceae. Gene Ontology annotation, molecular function: RNA binding. The record is from RefSeq and is a predicted model, not a curated record. Bases 161 to 1372 code for a protein of 403 amino acids.
GGCUUCGGAAUUGGAAAAUAGAAUUAAAAAGAGUAGCGACACAGUUCUUCCACCGGAGCUAAACAUUAGAAACCAAAAACAAACCCUAACCCCGCCCUCGUUUAUUAGAGAGAGGCACAACUAUAACAAGAAAACAAACUAAAUCAAAGCCACCACAGAAAUGGACUCAGACGAUGGGAAGCUAUUCAUUGGAGGAAUAGCUUGGGACACUACUGAAGACAAGCUCACAGAUUACUUCACCCGAUACGGUGACGUUUCUCAGGUUGUCAUUAUGCGUGACAAGACCACCGGUCGUCCUCGUGGCUUUGGCUUUGUUAUCUUCUCUGAUCCCUCUAUUCUCGAUCAAGUCCUCCAGGAUAAGCACACCAUCGAUGGCCGUACUGUGGAGGCAAAAAAGGCUUUAUCAAGAGAAGAACGACACAGCUCUGGAUCAGGAAAUUUUAAUUCUGGUAGAGGCACUGAAGGAGGAAAUUUUAGAACUAAAAAGAUAUUUGUUGGAGGUUUACCACCUACUUUGACCGAGGAUGGAUUCCGCCAGUAUUUUGAAAAUUAUGGUCAUGUAACUGAUGUUGUAGUUAUGUAUGACCAGAAUACGCAGCGGCCACGUGGUUUUGGUUUUAUCACCUUUGACACAGAAGAUGUAGUUGAUACGGUUUUGCACAAGGUAUUCCAUGAGUUGAAUGGUAAGCUAGUUGAGGUAAAGCGAGCCCUCCCUAAAGAUGCCAAUCCAGGUGGUGGGGGUCGUGGAGCAGGCUACCAGGGCUACGGUGCCUCUGGUGCCAAUAGUAGUUCAUUUGAUGGCCGAAUGGAUGGAAACAGAUAUAUGCAGCCCCAAAGUACUGCAGGUGGUUUCCCAUCUUAUUCUGAUUAUGGGGGACCAGCGUAUGGCUAUGGAGCAGCAACUGGUGGACUUGGAUAUGGUGGUUAUGGCAGUUAUGGUAUCGGUGGUUAUGGAAGUGCUGCUACUGGAUUUGGUGGUCUCACAGGGGCAUAUGGAAAUCCAAAUUCCGGUUAUAUGAAUGCAGCACCUGGUGCCUUGAAAAGUUCUUGGGGAAGCCAAACUUUUUCAAGUUAUGAUUCAAACACUGGUUCUGUUCCUGUGGGUCAGUCUCCAAGUGGGGCUCCUGGGUAUGGGAACCAAGGCUAUGGUGGUUACAGUAAUUAUGGUGGAAGCAGUGGUCCUUAUUCUAGUGGUUAUGGGGCUGCUGGUGGGCAUGCUGGAAGUGGCGCUGGAGGAGAUGAUAACUAUAGUGAUACCAAUGGAAAUUCAGGGUAUGCAAAUGUGGCUUGGCAGUCUGAUCCUUCCCAGGGUUCUAGUGCUUUUAAUGGUGGGUAUGGUGGCUCGCAUUCCAGACAGGGUCACCAGCAAUGAUCAGAGAUCCUUCAAUACACCACUGCUUUCCCUGUUGGAAACCUAAUUUACUGUGACAAGAUUUUUGGAAUUGUUGGAUUGCUUGAAUUUCGGUUUUAGUUACUAGUUGUCAUUCUGCGCAUAUACAGUGGCCUCUAGUUACAAGUAGUGGCAAUAUAUUAUCUAGGGUUUUUGCUUUCAAGUCCUAGUGUUUAACUUGAAGUUAUUCGUUGUUUUGUCUGCUUUUUUUUUUUUUUUUUUUGUGGAAUUGCUUUAUUGAAGGCUAGCGUAGUUGUAUGGGCUUUCUUUAUUGUUGUGAGGGUUGAUGAUAUCAAUUUUUGGUUAGUGCACUUUAUUAGCAGUCAUCUCUGUGGUUUGCUAGGAUAGUAAUUUAAUCAUCAUGUUCUGCACGUAUACCUUUCUUUAAAUUAUUGCUUUAAUAACAGUGUUUCAGUAUUGCCUUUAUUUGGUAUCAUAGAGGUUGAUCCUUGAAGAUUAGAGAUUCUGAAACAAUGAAAUCUGGUGAUUGCUUGGUUGAUUGGAUCUCUUGACCUCUAGCGAUGAUCACUGCCUAGAGAGUGGAAGUGGACCAAAGUGGAAAUUAAAGUGGGCUUGCUCAAUGAUGGUUUGUUCACAUGAUUUAACAGCAAAUGAAUGUGGCUGGAGUCUUCCAAGUCUCUGACCUCUUCAUGAUCAAUUUCUAUAACCAGUGGUAUAGCCCUCUUCCGGCAGCAUUUGAAGUACAUCGUUAUCUGUACAGAGUGUUGAUUGCUUUUAUACUGCAACAGGGCAGAAAGUGACCAAUGUAUUUAAUGCUAUUCUGAAAUGAAAAGAUUGAAUUAUGCAAUACUAGACACUAUAUAGAGCCCAGUGUGUGACUGAUGAAAUUUGUAUGGAAUGUUUCAACACAAGUCUCUCCAUUUUCUUUUCAUUGGAAUUUUAUGUACUUCAUUUGGAACUUA